Messenger RNA from Exaiptasia diaphana, 1998 nucleotides. RefSeq names its product alpha-L-fucosidase. Gene Ontology annotation, biological process: fucose metabolic process; glycoside catabolic process. The record is from RefSeq and is a predicted model, not a curated record. The transcript is spliced from 8 exons. Lineage: Eukaryota; Metazoa; Cnidaria; Anthozoa; Actiniaria; Aiptasiidae. Gene Ontology annotation, cellular component: lysosome. Gene Ontology annotation, molecular function: alpha-L-fucosidase activity. Bases 26 to 1381 code for a protein of 451 amino acids.
UACAUUUUCAGKAUCUAGCUUAACAAUGYCCAGCUWUGCUGCAUUGGCAUUCUUGUGCGUGUGUUUCACAGCAGUUUCUGCCAUGUACUWCCCUACAUGGGACUCCCUAGARAAACGUCCUCUCCCUCAAUGGUAUGACGAYGCCAAGUUUGGUAUCUUCAUCCACUGGGGUGUGUUUUCUGUGCCAGGAUUUGGUUCAGAYUGGUUUUGGGAGAGAUGGCAGAAAGAGUUCAAUCCAGUGUAUGUAAAAUUCAUGAAAGAUAACUACAAGCCUGGAUUUUCAUAUGCCGAUUUUGCACCGAUGUUCACAGCUCAGUUCUAUGAUCCAGAUGAAUGGGUUGAUUUGUUUGCAAAGUCUGGAGCAAAGUACAUUGUCUUAACGACUAAGCACCAUGAGGGCUGGACAAAUUGGAGGUCUAAUGUGUCUUGGAAUUGGAACUCUGUUGAUAACGGCCCCCACAGAGACCUUGUUGGUGACUUAGCAAAUUCUUUACGAAAUAGAACAAACCUUACGCUGGGAUUGUAUCAUUCUCUAUAUGAAUGGUUUAAUCCACUGUUUCUUAGCGAUGAAGCAAAUAACUUUACAACUCAAGAAUAUGUAAAGAACAUUGUGCAACACCAGUUGGUGGACAUUGUAAUGCGAUUCAAACCAGAGUAUGUUUGGUCAGAUGGUGACGAAAGCGCAAGUGCAGAUUACUGGACUAGUAAAGAAUUCAUUGCCUGGCUGUAUAAUGAAAGUCCAGUCAAAGACACAGUUGUAGUCAAUGAUCGUUGGGGUAAAGGUGUUUCGUGUCACCAUGGUGAUGUCUAUACUUGUCAUGAUCAGUACAAUCCAGGCAAACUGGUGAAUCAUAAAUGGGAGAAUUGCUUUAAAGUGGARGGGAGAUCAUGGGGUUACAGAAGACACAUUAAACUCAAUGAGGUCAAUUCUAUUGAGYCAAUUAUUMCACAYCUUGUAUCAACUGUAAGCUGUGGCGGUAACUUGUUGCUCAAUAUUGGCCCCAAUGCAGAUGGUGUCAUUGUUCCUGUAUUCCAGGAAAGGUUGCUUCAGAUGGGAGAGUGGUUGAAUGUCAAUGGUGAAGCCAUCUACAGUACUGUUCCCUGGCCUAAGGCACAGAAUGAUACAAUUACCAAGAACAUUUGGUACACCAAGAAGGAGAAAGUGAUCUAUGCCAUUUCACUGGAAUGGCCAGAUUCUGGUACUCUAAUACUUGGAGUGCCUGCCCCCACCAACAGUACCAUGGUGACCUUACUUGGUGGUAGUGAGUUGUCAUGGAGUCACAACGAACCAACUGGAAUCAAAAUUGUCAUUCCUAGUAUUCCAAUCAACAAGCUUCCAUGRCAGUGGGCUUGGACUUUUAAACUUGAGUUUAUUGAAUAGACUGAAGAACUCAAGAGGUUCACAACUUACCAGAACACAAGUAAAAAGAGUUUGUUGGAAAAUGUUUGUUGGUAAUGUUGGUUUUGAGACAGGUUGUUGGAAAGAGGUUGCUUUUAUUAGGUAGUCUCCAUCACAGCUUAUCCUUUUGUCUGACUUCUUGUCUCUCCCCAAAGGGACAGGAAGUCCUACAGAAGGGUAGGCUGCAAAGGAGACUAUUUAUUAGGCUGUUGGAAACAGAUUUUUACCAUUACAUUGUCUGGAAAAAGGUUUUCUGAAAAAAUGUCUCGAACUUCUUGUCAAAAGGGCUUGUGUUCCUCGCUAAUUGUCCUAUUACAAGCCACCAGAAUGCUCUUUCUACACUGUUAAGUUUUCUCCAACAGCCUGUAUUUUGAAACUUGUGUUUUGAUUAGUUGUGAUUACCAUUAUCUUUCAUACCAAAGCACUGUAAAAUAUAAACAUAGCAUUAAUGACAAAAUAGUUUUGUUAGUUAUYAUUUAAGGUCUGUAUGUUAUAUAGAUAGUGAUAGCGUUAACUACCAGUGUUCUUGUAGUCCAUGAUAUUGUAGAUUCAUGUUGUAGUGAAUCCUGUGGCAUACACAAUAAAAUGAUUUCAAAAGA